UCAAAGUUGCGCGACAUAGGAUGCGCAUCAAAAACGUAAUGAGGUCAUUCAUCGAUAGAUUUUACUCCUCACAUUGCAAAUCGAUUCUUAAGGAGUAAACUCCAAAAAAAUUCCGAUGCAUCUCACGCACGCUCGGUCAUAUGUCAUAUUCGUUUUUCCGGUAAAAAUAUGGUAGCAUACCAGUACAAAUGGCGUCGGAUUCGUGACGUCGUUACCACUGGCCAGUAUACUGGUGUAUAUUUCGGAAUACACCCGGAGUGAUUGGUGAAAUGACAUUGACAUUUGGAAAUUUGAAAUGGCGUUUUUGUAACAGUUGUUUGCACUACAAGUCUGUUUGAAAAUUUAAGCUUUAUUUGUUGUGCGUUUUUCUUUUUCAGGUGCUAUGGACAAGAGCUUCGACUUAAGCCGCUUAUUGAAGAACCACAAGAAGCACAAAUCUAAACCCAUGCAAUUCGUGAGCGUUGCUGGUGGGGUCCAGAAACGUCUGGAAACUAACAUAAAAAACAGAAAAAGCAGUCGUUUGACUGUCUUUGACAACUUAAGGAAUUUGACAAAUGUUGUUGGUAGUCCGGCUCGUGUGUCAGACAAGAAAUCUAAAGAGGAACAUCGAAGGCUACAAUUGGAAAAAUGGAAGGAGGAGAAAGAGAAAAAGAAGAGAGAGGCAGCAACACAAAAAAAGAAACCGUUUUUGGUAGGAUUGCCACCUUCGAAGGUUGUGCCACCCCCACCACCCCCAAAACCUUUGCCAAGCACAUCAGGCAGGGUUACAAGAUCACAAUCAAACAAAGCAGCCAUAAAACAAAAAGCUGAACCAAAACUGGUAAAAAUGACAAAGUCCUUUGCCCCAAAACAUGCAUCGUUUCAAGCACCGCAAAUAAAAAAUCUGACGGUACUACCAAAAUUGGCCCCACCAACAAAGAAAAAAGAUAACAUUGUUUAUAAGUUUGACCCAGUUUUACCGAAUACACUAAAACAAAACACAAAGUCGACUCGAUCAAAGACAGUAAGUAAUAACACUGUACAGCCAGUUAUACGAAUCACAAGAACUACUGCUAAAGAUUUAGAAAAUAAACCCAAAGGUAGGAAUCCUAGGAUAACAAAGGUACUGUCUCCCAGAAGUCCUAUUCCUAAAAGUGAGUCAAGUUCUGAAGAGAAGUUGAGGUCUCCCAAGUCACCUGUAGAGAUACCAAUGACACCUGAACAGAUUGUUGAUGAAGCAAAGAAGCUAAGUCCUUGUGUGACCAUGUCCAGAGGAAAGGAUAAUGCAAGAAAAGAAAUGAAGAAAAAAAUUGAUGAAGGUUUGUUAGAUGAAGACACCAGUGACAUGGACAGUGUCAACCAUUUCAGACGACAACUGAACUCUGAGAUCAAGAGAAUGACUGAAAUGUGUGAAAUAUGGGAGAAGAUACAGGAGCAGACUUGUCUAUCAGAUUCCAUUCAGGAAUUGGUGCUGAGUGCAGUAGGGCAGGCUCGUUUGCUGAUGACACAGAAGUUAGCACAAUUCGGAUCGUUGGUGGAGAGAUGUGCUCGCCCCGACUCCAGCCAAGCGCUUGUGACACCUGCAGACCUGGCCGGGUUCUGGGACAUGGUGUUCAUGCAGGUGGAAAACAUAGACAUGCGCUUCAAGAAACUGGAAGAGCUCAAGAGUCGUGGUUGGGUUGAGGACAAACCGGUUGAAGUGAAGAAGAAAGUGGUCAACAAGGCCAACGUUAAUAAGAAACCGAAUAAGCCCACCGCUGGGCCUAGCCGCUUGCGUGAAAUGAUCGCUGCUGCAAGAAAAGCUAAAAUGGAAGCCGACACCUCGGUAUCUACCACGUCGCUCACACCCGUACGACCUAGUACGGAAAGUAAGACAUUCGAGGCGGGGUUCUUCAGCGUGCAGUCGCCGGUUCGAUGCCCGGCGCCGUCGCCGCGCGUAACGCCCGCUAAACCAACGUUGUUGAAGGCAGUGCUAUCCAGCGAGGCGAAGAAAUCUGCUUCUAAGAGCACAUCUUUCGCGAUGCUGCGUGCGUCCGUGUUGAGUAAGAACAUGGAACAUGACGGAAUAGCGUUAUUGCCACAAACUCCCAUAAAUUUGAAUGCUACACCGGGUCGUAGCAUUCUAAAAUCCGUCAGCAUUUCCGAAAAGAAGUCUUCAAAGAAGGUUCUCUUCGACGACUCGGACAACGACAUCAAAGAAAACUCUGAUUCCGCAGAGGAACCUUUCAUUGGCUUCAAAACACUUCCUGAAUCGGACAACAAUGCAGACAGUGGUGUUUCAAGCAUGGACAUAGAAAAGGAAAAUAAAGAAAGCUCUCGAAGGAAAAGUAAGCUGUUCAGACAAGAAGCAGUCACCGAUGAUUGGAGUCCGGUCAUGACCAGAAGCCGUCGCAAAAGCAUGAAUACACCGAAGGAAGAUUCAGAAAACUGUGCACAGGAAAAGACUCCGAAGAGAUCCACGAGGAAAAAGAAAACUCUGCAGGAAAACAAUAGCAAUGUGAAUAGUGAAAAAUCUGAAAUAGACACACCGAAGCGAUCUACUGGUUCAAGACGGAGUAGAGGACUAAAGAACAUUGAAACUUGAUGACUUCUUCAUAUGAUACAACUGUGACUUCUUAUCGUUUUUAAAGUAGUUUGUCAAAAGAUUAUGCUGUGAAAAUUUCAGUUCCUUUUCUAAUGGCCAGUUUUAAUAAUCAACAUUUAGUUAGGAUAAUCUGGUUCUGUUUCCUUAGCAACACUUGUUAUUAAAAUCUAAAAAAAGAAUUUAAACAUGAAGGCAACAAUGCUCUAAUUGAGUUUAAUUAUUGAAACUGAAUGUAAUAAAUAAUUUUGUAUGACGUUUUUAAAACGUGAAAAAGUAUGUUUGUGUUCAAAAUAAAAUAAAA
This is a messenger RNA of Chilo suppressalis (striped riceborer), 2864 nucleotides long. Lineage: Eukaryota; Metazoa; Arthropoda; Insecta; Lepidoptera; Crambidae. The record is from the annotation of a GenBank genome assembly.